AUGUUUCAGUCUCGGUUCCCAGCCGUCCGGCUCCCGGUCCGAUUGCGCCAUCUGGCUCGUGGUCGACCUGUUUUGCUUCAAGACAUUAUUCGACCGCUGUGUCAUUUGCAAGCCCUGCGUCGCCAGGCAAUUGGCGCCGGGGUGAAUCUGCACGCGUGUCGAUUUGUGCAUCAGGAUCACCGCGACGUGGCGCCUCCAGGACGCGGUCGAGCGCCGGACUCCGAGGCUUCCCAGACGGAGAGUCAUGGCGGUGGGUCUGUGUAUCGCCUCGACGAACCCUUCCGAGUCCUCAUCCUCGGCGGCUCCUAUGCCGGUCUCGCAGCAGCCUUGAACCUGGUUGAUCUGUGCCACGGCCGACGACACCGAUUCUCGAUUACCGAUGGCGAUAAUGGCACUGGGAAGAGAAUCCCGGUGCAGGUUACCAUCGUUGAUCCCCGAGAUGGCUACUACCACCUAAUCGGCCAACCCCUCGCCCUCUCCUCACAGGAAUUCGCAGAGUCUUUCUGGAUCAAGUACACCGACAUCCCCGCCCUUCAAACACCAGAGAUCCGAUGCGUACAGGGCAGCGUCGACUCUCUGGAUUGUGCCGCAAAGACAGCCACGAUUGCGACGUCUAGCGGCAGCGUCCAAGAGAAAUACGACUACCUCAUUACAUGCACCGGCCUCCGUCGCGAGUACCCUAGUGCUCCGCGCUCGUUCACGAGGGAGCAGUUCCUGUCCGAGACGGCAGAGAACCUGGCGAAUGUCCGCGAUGCGAAGGAGGGCGUCGCUGUUAUCGGUGGCGGCGCCGUCGGCAUCGAAAUCGCCGCCGAAUGCAAAAUGCUGCACCCCGACACCCCCGUAACCCUAAUCCACUCCCGCACAGCCCUCCUCUCCUCCGAACCCCUCCCAGCCCAAUUCUCAUCAAAGACCCUCGACGUCCUGCGCGAAAGCGGCGUGAACGUGGUCCUCGGCGCGCGCGUAACCUCCAUCUCAGAAAAAGACACCAGCACCAACAACACGCACACCCUCACCCUCUCCAACAAUUCCACCCUCCACGCCAGCCACGUCAUCAACGCCGUCUCCCGCUUCACACCAUCCGCCCCCUCCUUCCUGCACCCCUCCCUCUGCGACGACCAGGGCUACAUCCGCAUCCAACCAACCCUCGAAUUCCCAUCCGACACACCUUGCCUCCCAGCCCCACUAGCAGGAGACCACUACGCAGCCGGGGACAUCGCGCGCUGGUCCGGCGUCAAGCGCGCCGGCGCCGCAAUGCACCAGGGCCACUAUGCGGCGCGCAACAUCCACCAGAAGAUGAUGCAGAGGGUGUACGGGACGACGCCGGAGUUUGUGGCUCUUGACGAGGUGCAGGCUGGGAUGGGGCUGGCGGUGGGGAGGAAGGCGGUUGCGUAUUUUCCGAAUAUGGGGCUCGUGGAGGGGGAGGAGACGCGCGAGAUGUUCUUCCAGGGGGAUCUGGGGUUUGGGAUUUGUUUUCGGUGGAUGCAGCUUGGGACGCUGAUGCCGGGGCCUGUGGAUGUGGAUGAUGGGGCUGUGGGUCAGAGGGGGAGUGGGAGUGGGAGUGGGAGUGGGAGUGGGAGUGGGAAUAAGCUGGUGGAUGUUGCGGCGGCUUCGAGGGCUGUUGAGGCUGUUGCUUGA
Aspergillus mulundensis is the source of this 1635-nucleotide messenger RNA. Its product is annotated as putative pyridine nucleotide-disulfide oxidoreductase AMID-like. The record is from RefSeq and is a predicted model, not a curated record. The coding region runs from base 1 to 1635 and encodes 544 amino acids. Gene Ontology annotation, cellular component: cytoplasm. Gene Ontology annotation, molecular function: electron-transferring-flavoprotein dehydrogenase activity; flavin adenine dinucleotide binding. The transcript has 4 exons. NCBI's taxonomy places the organism in Eukaryota, Fungi, Ascomycota, Eurotiomycetes, Eurotiales, Aspergillaceae.